Molecule: messenger RNA, 1189 nt
Organism: Spodoptera exigua (beet armyworm)
Lineage: Eukaryota; Metazoa; Arthropoda; Insecta; Lepidoptera; Noctuidae
Source: the annotation of a GenBank genome assembly
UAAUAAGAUGUUUCCAUACCAAUACCGACCUAGACUAUUAAUAAUAAUUAAUAAUAAGAAUAUAAUAUUCAUAGGGAAACCAAAUUGUUACUGUACGUUUACGUUUAGUACUUACUGGUUUUUAUCUAUAUCUAAAAUCGUUAUUAUUAAUCUGUUAAAUAUAUGUCUUAUCUCUUUUAAAAGUAUUAGCCUAUAUAAAUGGGAAUGUUUCUUGACAAUCACACAACGUAUGUGAACGGCAACAUGAAGUUGUUGGCAGUGACUUUGUUGGCUCUAGCAGUGGCCGCCACCGCGAGGCACAUCACGCUUGAAGAUGUCAUCGAAUUAGAAAAGAUCACUCCUUACGGUUACAUCACCGCAAUCAGCUUACCAUUAGGUGACGAAGUCCGUAUAGCUGAGGAGGAAGGCAGACCGAGCUCCUCCAGAAUAGUCGGUGGUUCAUUAGCAGAUCUUGGACAAUUCCCCUACCAGGCUGGCUUAAUUUUACAUCACCCCUCAAGAUCCGGUCUCGCCAGUGCAUCCUUAAUCUCCAACAACAGAAUUCUAACUGCUGCACACAACUUAAACGAUGGUUUUUCGAAUGUUCCAAGUGUGACUGUGGUCCUUGGAACUACCACUCUAAUGUCUGGUGGUGUAAGGCAGACAACUAGUGACUAUAUUUUGCACGAAAAUUAUGACAUUUCCGUAGUCAGAAGUGACAUUGCUAUCAUCAAUUUACCAUCUCCAGUUGAGUUCUCAAACACCGUCGCUCCCAUUGCUCUGCCUUCUGGAUCUCAGCUUGAAGAAGAUUUUGUCGGUGAAGUUGCUAUUGCCUCUGGUUUUGGAAUGAAUCCUGGAAUUGGUGGUGUACUUCCUAACCAGCCGUUCAGCUACGUGGACCUGCCUGUAAUCACGAACGAUGAAUGUGCCGUGACUUUUGGAACAUAUAUUCAGCCUGGAAUUAUCUGUACGGGAAGUGUCGUCGGCAAAAACAUCUGCAGUGGUGACUCUGGCGGUCCUCUUGCUUUACAAAGAAAUGGCAACCCAUUCUUGAUUGGUGUUGUUUCGUUCGGACGCGGUGGUUGCGAUGGCGGUUCUCCUUCUGGAUACGCUAGAGUUACACACUACAUUGACUGGAUUAAUGAACGCCUGUAAUAAACAUGAAUAUAUAAAAGUACUUAAAUAAAAUUAUAAUAACUUUAAAAAGAAA